UUUAUUAAACCUCAGUCGAAAUAUCGAAUAAGUCUCGGAAGAUAAUUCUUCUCUUGAUAUCUCCGCCCAUCGUAGGUCGAUCAGGGAUAAAUGUGGCAUUUGAAAUAUCAACACGGCUAAGGUGUCCCACACGAGGAAGAUGGCGAAAGGGACGAGGGUGACGAAACUGAUCCGAAUACAAGUUAAAUGUGGAGAUUCUGCACUUUGUUCUACAAAGACGUCCGAUUCUGCUAUGGCGUCGCGAAACCGACUGAGUAUGGUGUCCUGUUAUGCAGAACUAUUAAAAAUUUAUUAAAAUCAAAUCAAUAUCAAAAAAUCUGGAUAAGAAAGCUUGCCUUCUUGUCCUUCUUUUUAGCUCUACGAUGUUUCCGUUUUGUAGUAUAAUCCGACCCACCACUUGAGCCCCCACUUGAACCACCGCUACUUCCACUCGCAACGCUACCGGUUUGGUGUGUGUGCUGUCGAUACCAUACAAAAAUUAAUUAAUUAAUUAAUUAAUCCAUCAUUAUUUAUGAUAUUGUUAUUAUUUUGAGUACAUGAUGCGUAAACUUUGUUCUUGACCCCUUGCGCCCAUGACCUCCUUCCCCACCGAGUGGAACUGUGAGCACAUUUUUGACAGUGGGAUUGCUAUGAUUGCUUCCCUUACUUCCGGAAGUACUUCUCCGCUCUACAAUUCCUCCGAUGGAGGAUCGGUGGAUGGCAAUCGAUUUUCGAUGAUAUUUUUUUAGCGUGCUCAAGAAGUGGUCUAUGUUGACGUUGGGGCUGUGGGUGCCGUCGGGUUUGCCCAUGUCGCAAGUUUUAUUAUGCCGGCCAUUACAAUUCGCUCAUUUAAUUUACAUCAACUCUGGCCGGAAUCAUGAAAAUGAAACUAAAUUGUGAUGUAGUCAUGGUGUGACGUAAAAUUCUGCAUGCGAUUCUUAAUUUUUUGGUGAGUCCGGCACCACGAUUGCUUAGGUAACGCUUGUCCCGUGAUAAAGUGCCAUAUCAGCAGCUGGAGCAAAAUAAAUCUGAAAACCAAUAAGACGAACUUAUCUUAUAUCUUACCAGCAAUGUUUCCCCAAAAGAACGUUUGCAGAGUUUUCAGGAACAAGUUUCGCCAUCCCAGAGCCAGAUCAUUGUUUCUCGUGAUCAUCAUUGUUUCAACUUUCAUAAUUCUCAUAUCGCAAAAUAAACUUCCAUCAGAUCUUGACCGAUUUCAACAGAGUGAUCACUUUGCAACCACAAAGGAUGGCCUGAUUUUACCGAGCUUGCCGUUGUCCAAGUUAUCCGACAAGAUUAUCCCAACAGCGACACAAUUAGGCGAUGAACUAGAGGAUUGUUUUAUCCGUUUUGAAAAAAGGAUAAUGCGACCGCACAUUACGGAUUUAGAAUUUCACAAUAAACUUUGGCAGGUCACACGCCUAACGGAAAAUAACCGGAUUUACUUGAACGGCGCCUACAUCGAUACCCGAUUAGAUGGCGAACCCCUCGUACGAAUCUUGUUUCUCACUGACGACAUCAUAACACCACCAAGUUUGGUGAACGACUUCUUUUGUCGAUUUUGGAUAAACAUUGGAAAUAAAAGCUACGCAAGUUUAGCUCCGAGUGAAGAAUUCACCUAUCUUUGGAACACGAAUUGGGGAAAGUGGGGUGCAAUUCAACCAUACCUUUUAACCUGUAAAAUUCCUCCCUUACCAAAGCACGCCGAGUCGUAUUGGGAGUCGGUGUCGCUUUUGACUGGAAAAUGCUCCAUGGCACGAAAUGACUUAAGAUUGACUUAUCAACUUCCUCCAGAGGAUCGAAAAACUUUUGGACUUUGUGUCAAAGGGCUGAAUUUUCCGAGUAAAGAUAUCUCCCGAAAAUUGGUGCAGUGGGUGGAAAUGUUGAGAAUUUUAGGGGUUGAUGGAAUUCAUUUUCAUGUUUUUCAAGUUGAUCCUGCUACAGAAAAGGUUCUCAAUCACUAUCAAGCUAAUGGACUGGCAACUGUACGACCAGUAACGAUAGCUGGAGAAAUGGACUCUAAUUCAACAACAGAAUAUUUAGAGAAAAAUAUUGCACAAGCUUGGAAGCAAGAAUUGAUUGCAUACAAUGAGUGUUUUUUAUCAAACAUGUACAAAUAUCGAUACAUUGCCCUCCUUGAUGUGGACGAGAUAAUUCUUCCAAAGUUGUCGGAGGAUUGGUACGGUCUUAUUGAAGACUUGUACGAUGGAGAUGCUCCGUCAUGGGAAAACUCUCCAUCAUUCUGCUUUCAAAUGCGACUUUUCAUUGACAAGAUUGUUGAUGGAUUCCAUGGAGGACAAGAGAUCAGAUUAGUCAAAGAAGAACCAGAAGAUGUUGAUGAAGAUAAUAAUAUUAUUCCAUUUAUGAUGACGAGAAUCAACUGGAUUGUUAAACCGGAAGUAUAUACUGAUCAUAGCUCUAGCUAUUUCAAUUCCAAAUGCAUUCACAGCACUCAAACUGCCCUCGUUGUUAACAAUCAUGCCCCCAAAAUGUGCCUCAGUCCUGUGAAAGGAAUGACUUCGGACAAUUGCAUCUUGCAUGUGGAUCCAGAACUGGGGUACACCCACCACCACAGAGAAUCCUGCUGCGAACAAGCCCACCUCCCACAUCAACAGGAAUUUCUGAGAAAGUUGUUUAAACGUGACAGAACUAUUCUUCGCUAUAUGAAAAAAUUGUCCAAAAAUAGUAACAAAGUGUGGAAUUCUAUUUUUCAAAGUUAAAAGUCGACUCAAUUACAUACAUUUUUUGCACGGUAUUCUGUUACAAGAUUUUUUAUACGUUUUCCAAAAUCUCAAAAGGCCUGCCGAAGUUGGGCAAGUGUAACUUUGGAAAUUAUUUAGAAAAUUUAACCGAUCUUGUCAAUUAUGUAAUCGUGGUGGUUUGCUCGUUAUAAUAAAAGAUAAUUAUCACCUUUUUA
Folsomia candida is the source of this 2896-nucleotide messenger RNA. RefSeq lists its product as uncharacterized. The record is from RefSeq and is a predicted model, not a curated record. Bases 1050 to 2699 code for a protein of 549 amino acids. Lineage: Eukaryota; Metazoa; Arthropoda; Collembola; Entomobryomorpha; Isotomidae. The transcript is spliced from 10 exons.